UCAAAAAAAAAUAGUUUUUUUUGUAAACAAAAAGUUUAAAUCACGUUACGGACAUACAUUUGCCUAUAAAUGUACACAUAAACCAAGUCCAUUAAAUGAAACAAUAACAGUUUUAAGAAAAUAACAAUAUGGCUCCACUUUACUUCACCAUUUUCAUCUUCUUUUCUUUCAUUUUCGCAACCUCAUCGUCAAGCUUCGCUCCACAGCGUCACCCAUUUGAUCCCUUAUCUGAAACAGAACUUAAACUCGUACGAACCAUCAUCAACAAUUCGUAUCCCAUUGGCCCCAACCACAAGUUUACUUUUCAAUAUGUUGGUCUCAACGAACCCGACAAAUCUCAAGUCUUGUCUUGGUACUCAUCACCGAAACACACCAUCAAACCACCGCCACGUCAGGCAUUCGUCAUCGCUCGGGACAACGGAAAGUCUCGGGAGAUUGUCGUUGACUUUUUCUCUCGAGCCAUCGUCUCGGACAAGAUCCACGUAGGCAAUGGUUACCCUAUGCUCACAAACGACGAGCAAGAAGCAGCCACGGAGCUUGUUCUAAACUUCAAGCCGUUUCUUGACGCGGUCAGAAAACGUGGUUUAAACGCUUCGGAGAUUGUGUUCACGACGUCAACAAUUGGCUGGUAUGGUGAGAGUGAGGCAGAGACGGAGAGGGUUAUUAGAAUGAUGCCGUUUUAUCUUGACGGGACCGUUAAUAUGUAUCUUAGACCUAUUGAAGGAAUGACGAUACUCGUUAACCUUGACGUGAUGAAGGUAUCGGAGUUUAAGGAUAGGUUAACGGUUAUUAUGCCGAAGGCUAACGGAACGGAGUACCGUAUCUCGGAACUUAAGCCGCCCUUUGGCCCGACGCUUCAAAAUGCCGUCCUUAUGCAGCCGGACGGUCCAGGAUUCAAGAUCGAUGGACACGUCGUGAGAUGGGCGAAUUGGGAGUUUCACAUAUCAUUUGACGUUCGAGCCGGUAUAGUAAUCUCUCUUGCAUCCAUGUUUGACAUGGACGUGAAAAAAUAUCGACAAGUUCUAUAUAAAGGCCACUUGUCGGAGAUGUUCAUACCUUAUAUGGAUCCCAGUGAUGAUUGGUAUUUCAUCACCUAUCUUGAUUGUGGCGAUUUCGGUUGCGGCCAGUGUGCCGUGUCCCUUGAACCAUACAGAGAUUGUCCAGCAGGUGCAGUUUUUAUGGAUGGGGUUUUUGCAGGUCAAGAUGGAACUCCUGCGAAAAUUCCGAAUGUUAUGUGCAUUUUUGAGAAAUAUGCUGGAGAUAUCAUGUGGAGACAUACGGAAGCGGAGAUCCCAAACUUAGAAAUUACAGAGGUUAGACCGGACGUAAGUCUUGUAGCGAGAAUCGUGACCACCGUUGGGAACUACGACUACAUAAUUGACUAUGAGUUCAAGCCUAGUGGUUCCAUCAAAAUGGGGGUGGGCUUAACCGGUGUUUUAGAAGUUAAACCGGUAGAAUAUACCCACACAUCCGAGAUCAAAGAAGAUGAUAUUCACGGGACAAUUGUUGCCGACAAUACUGUCGGUGUUAACCAUGACCAUUUCGUAACGUUCCGUCUUGAUCUUGAUAUUGAUGGUUCACCUAAUUCUUUUGUCCGUAAUGAACUUGUGACAAAAAGAACCGCAAAAUCUGUUAACACCCCGAGAAAGAGCUAUUGGACAACGAGUCCAAAGACGGCCAAGACCGAAGCGGAAGCUCGGGUGAAACUAGGGUUGAAGGCAGAGGAGCUCGUGGUAGUAAAUCCCAACCGCAAAACUAAGCAUGGCAAUGAAGUUGGUUAUCGUUUACUUUCUGGUCCACCUUCAGGCCCACUUCUGGUCCAGGAUGAUUAUCCACAAAUUAGAGCUGCAUUCACCAACUAUAACGUGUGGAUCACGCCGUAUAAUAAGUCAGAGGUUUGGGCGGGAGGUUUGUACGCCGACAGGAGCCACGGAGACGAUACAUUAGCCGUGUGGUCUCAGAGGAAUAGAGAAAUAGAGAAUAAAGAUAUAGUGAUGUGGUACACCAUCGGAUUCCACCAUGUCCCAAGCCAAGAAGAUUUUCCGACAAUGCCUACUUUAUCUGGUGGCUUUGAACUCCGACCGACCAACUUUUUCAAGCAAAAUCCUGUCCUCAAAAGCAAACCCAUCAAGAUCACCACGGCUAAAAACUGCAUUCCCAAAAAAUGACUAAUAACUAGAUUACAAUUAAUAUCAUUGACGAUGAAUUUGAUUUUCAUCAUUUUGAUCUACAUGAUGGUAGACUUUAUCGACUCAAGUAAUAAUUAUGAUGUGGUUUCAAAUAAAUUGUUCCUAAAGUAAUCACUUCUUCGUUAAUUAAUAACUAGAUCUCGAC
Molecule: messenger RNA, 2334 nt
Organism: Eruca vesicaria subsp. sativa (arugula)
Lineage: Eukaryota; Viridiplantae; Streptophyta; Magnoliopsida; Brassicales; Brassicaceae
Source: the annotation of a GenBank genome assembly